Messenger RNA from Dendronephthya gigantea, 2513 nucleotides. Its product is annotated as potassium voltage-gated channel protein Shaker-like. NCBI's taxonomy places the organism in Eukaryota, Metazoa, Cnidaria, Anthozoa, Malacalcyonacea, Nephtheidae. Gene Ontology annotation, molecular function: delayed rectifier potassium channel activity. Gene Ontology annotation, biological process: protein homooligomerization; potassium ion transmembrane transport. The transcript is spliced from 3 exons. Gene Ontology annotation, cellular component: voltage-gated potassium channel complex; membrane. The record is from RefSeq and is a predicted model, not a curated record. The coding region runs from base 433 to 1878 and encodes 481 amino acids.
AUAAAUGAAAUAAUCGUUUUAUGAGAUUCAAUUUAUCUCGCAUAAUUCGUCGCGUAAUGAAGUAAACAUAUUUUAAUUAGGUAAACACACUACAACAGUCCUAACCGACAGAAAGAGCUGAAAAAUUUUGCGAAGUCUGUGCAAUAUAUAUAAAAGAGCUUUGAACAGAUUAUUUGCACACCGUAUUCUCUGGAUACAAGUGGUUUAUGGGUCUGUAUCCGUUUCCUCUUUGCCUUUGGUUUUAUCUAUCAAACAGCUGGAAGCGAGUAUUUGCUAGUAAUUUGAGCUUUGCAUUCCGACAUGUUUUGUGCAAGCAUUCCAUUGCUGCGGAGAAGUUUAUUUAGUGUGUUAUUCCUAUCAGAUUUAGGAUGGUUUUUGAUACAAUAAAGUUGCGUAUUACAGUGGGGAUUUCAGUGGAGUCUACACGACAACAUGACGUGUGAUACGGGGAGUUUAAACAUGGGCGACUUUUGUUUAGUUCGGCCAAACUCCGAGUUUCGAGAUGUCGAUUCAACGGAACAACCGACGAAGUUUAUCAUUAAUGUAUCUGGACUACGCUUUGAGACUUACAAGCAUACUGUGGAACAGUUACCAGACAGUGUGCUGGGGUCUGCGUCCAAACGAAAUAGGUUCUGGGAUUGUGAAAAUAACGAGUUCUUCUUUGAUAGAAACAGAACGUGCUUCGAGGCAAUCCUGACAUAUUAUCAAACGAAAGGUAUCUUAAUUCGGCCAUCCACAGUGCCCAUGAAUAUAUUUGUUAAUGAAUUGAAAUUCUUUGAGCUUGGGCAAGAGGCGCUCUGGAAAGCUACAGAAGGAUAUAAUGGCUUUGAGGAGCAUUAUGAAAAGCCAAAAAAUAAAUUUCAGUGUAAAGUGUGGGAUCUGUUUGAACAUCCAGAUACGUCAAGAGCAGCCAGGGCAAUUGCCAUAUUAAGCAUAACAAUUAUAUUAUUAUCUGUUGUUUUAUUCUGCAUUGAAACGCUGCCUUCGUUUCAAAAAAUGCAGAGUAAAGCCAACGAUACAGGCAGCGAAGAUGGAGACGAAAAACACUACACGUCUGGAGCUUUUAUAAUCGAAGCAUUAUGCAUCAGCUGGUUUACUAUCGAGUACGUUGUACGGCUCCUCAGUUCACCGAAUAAAUGGAAGUUUGCGACAUCUAUUUUAAAUGUGAUUGAUUUAAUCGCAAUAAUUCCAUUCUACAUCGGCAUAGCGAUGGCUAAUUCUGAAACUGAUGUAUCCUCGUUUGCUAUUCUGAGGGUUGUUCGACUAGUUCGUGUGUUCAGGAUUUUCAAAUUAUCUCGGUACUCAAGAGGCUUACAGAUUCUAGGCCACACGCUGAGAGCAAGUGUGAAAGAGCUCGGCUUGUUAUUGUUUUUUCUCUGUGUGGGGAUAAUACUGUUCUCAAGUGCCAUCUAUUACGCCGAGUUGGGCUCCAAUGAGAAGUUUGUGAGCAUUCCAGACUCUUUUUGGUGGUCUAUUAUCACCAUGACAACAGUCGGAUAUGGCGAUUACGUACCUAUUACUGGAGUUGGUAAACUUGUGGGCUGUUUCUGUGCUAUAACUGGAGUUUUAUUCAUUGCCUUACCCGUUCCGGUAAUCGUCUCAAAUUUCGCUUACUAUUACUCCAAAGAGCGCAACCGACAGAUGACCCGGGAUAUGUCCCCAAAGGAACAAUCUUCGUCGAAUUCCGUUUCUUUCCGAUCAUUACUAUGCUGUCCGACGGUAGGCGAACGAAACGACUGCACUGGACGGCGCUACGAUAAUGCAAAAAUAGUUCGUAAAAGUUGCCCUGAGAAAGCGGGAACUUCUGAUAUUUUGCUUGGAAAUAAUAACGCAAAUUAUGGACAAGGUUCUCCUAAGGUCAUCGAGAGCAACGUAUAAAGAAAUGUUUGGUAUCAUUUAAACUGGGGAAUUAUUGUGCUGGGAGGGUUUUUUGGGGAACGUUUUUUUGAAGUGUAUUUGUCACACAAUUACGCUCGGUGGAUAUUAAAUGAUGGAUGCAGAAUAGCGUCAAGAAGAAGGUCGAUGCAACUCAACACGAGUUUUUUAUCGGAUGAUAAAUGAGAUCUAUCAUCUGACAAGGAGGCAGGGAUAUCGCUGGACCAAGAUAGUCGCUGGAACCCGUUUCAUGAAAGCAUCCCUGAUGAUUUUUGAAGUGGAUGUGAAACUCUCUAAAAAAGGGAGCAUGUCAGGUACUUUCCAGUCAGCCACCGAAGUACAGGCAUUUGAAGCCUCGCCUUCUAUCAUGAACAGUAAAAGAAGGACAACAAAUGAUAUAAAAUAUAAGAGAUAAAGGGCCGCGCAAACCCCUAGGGCUAUGUUUGUUCCCCAGGGCUUGGUGGCCUUACUGCGACUUCUUCACCUUGCGUAGAAUAAUUCCAAAAUCUAAAAAAUAUUUUCAAAUUUGACAUGCAUGCUAUUAGAGACAUCUAGAAAGAGAAUAUAUAUUUGUUCCAAUAUAAUCAGGGUAUAUUUGAAUUACAAUUUCCCACCUUUUUUAAAGUGGUAUCAACAUU